AAUGAUUGAUAUAAUUGCAUUCAUCAUUAAUUAUAAUCCUAACACUCUAAAUAAACCUUUAAUUCAAAAGUUAGUUGAAAUUGAAAAAGAAAAAUUAGAGGAAUCUAAGAUGGCAAUAAAAAUGAGCAUCCCAUUAAUUCAUCACAUUUUAUUUCCUUUAUUAAUUGCCAUUAAUAAAUCCUCCAAAUAUGUAUCUAUUUUUUCAAGUAAUGCUUUGUUACCACAACAAUCAAAUGGAUUAUCAAAUAUAGAAAUAAAGUGUAUUGAUUUACUUACCGCCAUAUCCUAUUACCCUAAUUGGGAAUCGUAUCCUAUAAUCUUCACUUUGUGGAAAGAGAUAACAUGUAAAUUAUCUAUUUGUGAAGGCAAAUUAGACAAGCUAACCCUUCCAAAAAUUACCUUAUUAAAUAGUAAUAUUGAAAACAGUGAUGCCAUAAAUUAUAUUCAAAAAGUGAUGCUAAAUUUUGUUGAAUUUAUUUUAAUUCCCUUACACAUUGAGAAACCAGCCUAUACAUUUUCCAUACUCGCAAAAUAUCAGGAUUCUAUCACUCAAAAUAUCAACAAUAUGAUCAAUGACACAACUGAUAUCACAAAAUUGCAGCAAUUUAGGUUACUUUUAUGGUGUUACUUUAUUCAGCAAGAUUUUCAUAUAGAUUUAUCAGAAAAGCACUUGAAUCUUAAUAUUAAGGAUUAUGAAAAUGAAGAUGAUUCCAUAGAUACCAAUGAUGAUAAUACCCUUAAAGAAGAUGUUAAAAAUGAUGGCAACAAGAUUUUUCAGAAAGCCAAGUUAUUCCCCAAAAUUACUUCAAAGACAAAUGUAGAAGAAUUUUGUCAAUUCACUAAUCAAGCUCGUCAAGAGGCUCGCUUUUUAUUGAUUGAUAUCAGUCGGCUUUGGCCCAAUGAAAUAUUAUCUAUCAUUAUAUCUUUCUGCAAUACUAAAAUGGAAGGAAUCUAUAAAAUGACUAGUUCAAAUCUAAACGACUACAAUCUAAAUGCCAUAUGUAUAAGUUGGGAAUGUUUAUUUUUUGUAACAGCUAUAUACAAGAAAUUGUCAGAGGCACAAUUUCUUACACUUUCAAAUGAAGUGAAAGAUAAUUUUUUGAUCAUGUAUCAAAAGUUAUUAAGUAUAGACAAUGUUAUCAAUAAAUUCAGUAAUGAUCAAGCUCUAGCUUGUUUUCCUAUAUAUAAAAUUGAGGAAUAUAAUGAUCUUUCCCAAACGUUUUCAUAUAUAUUGAGUUGCCUAUCCAAUUUUAAAUCAAUUUUAUCAUUUUUUCCACCCUCUAAAACACAACACUAUUUUCGACUCCUUCUGGAAAAGAUUUUUAAAUAUCUUGAAAAUGGAGAUGACAUUAAAGAUGACUUAUGCAAACCAUAUUCAUAUAAAAUUUCUCGCAAGGAGCUGAUUCGCCAUUCAUGUGCAUUACUCAUAGUUUUAUCUCAAAAUAAUACAAUAAAUUUAAAACCACAUUUUGAUUACAUCAAAUCUUGUAUCAUAUCCAUUUUCCUAAAUGACGAAACAAAUUUGACAUACACUCAUAAAUUCGCAUUAUUGGAAUCUUUAAUUCUUCUUUGGAACGAAAAUCAAGAAUUCUCUGAAGAAAAAUUAAAAUUUUAUCAAAAUUUAUUGCACAUGCCUAUACAAUUCUGGACUUCCGCAGAAUUCAGAAGUGGUGCUCUAUCUUCUGUUAAAAAUUUUAUAAAUUUUUUUGGCCUAAACAAAGAUCCAUUGACAUUAGAUAUAGGUGGUGGACUUAAAUCAGAUUAUCCUUACAAUAAGACCGGUUACUCGCUAUUAGCCUUUGCUACAGUCGUCAAUAGGUACGAGUUCGCGGAAUGCUUUGCCGAUCCUGAUGGUAAACAUACAAAAACCCACAAAUAUAUCUUUGAUGCAUUUAAACAUUUAUUGAGUCCAUUUAUGCAAUUCGCUCAAAACACACUCUCAUUGUUUGAUUCUUCAUUCAAAAUAACUGGGAAAAAUAACGAUUAUUCCUUGCACCAGCAUUACUAUGAUAUGUAUCUUUUAAAAAAUAAUAGUUCAGACAAUGUUUUAAGCAUUUUUUCUGUACUAGAUGUUCCUGAAGCAGAAAAACGUAAUAUACUAAACAACUUUUCAUCCAACUUAAGUUCUAAUGGCCCAUCUUACUUAGAUAAAAGUUUCAAUACCGGUCAUGGCGAUAUUAUGUAUAAGAGAUUGCUCGAGGUUAAUAAAUUCUUCAAUUGCAAUCUCGAUCGAAUAUAUCGCAUUCUAGGCGGGCUUUUUCAAAAGAUUUUACAUUUUCCAUCAGGCUUAAGUAAAUCGUUUUCAUCCGAUUUUUAUUCUGGCCAACUCUGGUUUAGCAACACCGAACAAAAUACCAUAUAUUUUUUUUCCGGAUCAUUUUUCGAUACGCCACCUGACUUUUAUCCUACAAUAAAGAGUGAACUCGUAAAUCGACAUAUAGACGACCCUAUCCCAACGUUGUUCCAAGCUAAAUGCUGUCUAAUCAAUUUUGCUAAGCCCUUAUUUACCAACUGUUCUCUCAGUAACGAAACACGAAAUUUUAAUUUGCUAAAUUUUAUCUCAACUCAGACCGGAUUUAUUAAACGUUUAUCCCAGAUUUAUGCGUUAAAUUGGACUAGGAGAUGCCUAGUUGAUAAAGAGCUCGAUUAUUGUUCAAUCAUUCCUGGUGAUCAAUAUUUUCCAACUCUGGUGUUAAAUACAAUCGAUAUUAUUGGUUAUAAUAGCAUUGUUGAAGUGAAAAAUGAAUUGGAUUACAAAAGUUUAAAACUCAUUGACAAUGAAUCCAGAGGUAUCGUUGAUGAUUAUUUAUUAAGAACCUAUUCUAAAGAAUAUUUCGAAUUUCUCCUACUAAUACUUAUCAAAAAAAGAAAAAACGUAAUUUCGGAAGUCAAAGAAAUAUAUAAAAAUGAAAGUAAUGAAGAAGCCACAAUUCAAGAUCUAAAGAACGAUAAAAAUAAAUAUAUUCCUGAUAACUGGUCGGCUGACGUUAUGGGUGAUUUAGGAAAAAUUAUUAUGAAAAACCAGACGUUAAUCAACGUUUUGAUACCAGUUAUAUUUCGUACAUUAUCAGCUAAAGAUAAGAGUUUGUCUGGGAAAGCUAUGUUAUUAUCCAAGGCGAUUCUAAGAGAGCUGAUAAGUCAAAAAUUUGAAGAUGGUCAUGGAUUCGAUGCCAAUCAAGCCAGUUAUUAUAUCGAUUCUGAUCGAAUCAAAUCUUUUAUAAUGAAUAAUAUAUUAAAGGCUUUGUUUAAAAUUAAUAAUUUUCCUCCCUAUACUUUACCAAUUACAAUUAUGAAUCAGCAUACUGAUUUCAAUACAAAUGACGCUGAUGGUAACUUAGAUAUAGAUCCUAAUUUUUUAAAUUUAGCUUUAUGGGCAUAUCAAAUUCUUCGACCCUUAAAUUCUGAACUACUUGACUCCAGUCUUAUAAGCUUUAUAUACGCAAGACAAAAAUGGCAAGAUACAUCAGUUAAUAUGAUAAUUAACUAUGAAAAUGAUGAAUAUAAAACCGUUUAUAAUUCUUACAAUGAGCGCAUUAAAGUUUUAGCAGACAAGAUAUUGGUCGAUUUUGACAUAGCCUUAUACCCUUCAUACAUGGAAUACUUGAAUACUCUCUGCUCCUCUUACACUUCUACCAAAAAUUUUAAAUACAAACGAGACAUCUUUAAAUUUUUUUUAUUCAAUGACAAUAAAAAUGAUUGUGAAAUCGAUGAUAAUUUGAUUGAGGAUAUAGAUAGUGACGUUUCCAGGAAAAAAUUGUUAGACAAAAUGCCGCAAAAAAAACACAAAGCAGCUGACUCAAAUCGACAAACCAAAUUUUUUUCAAAGAAUGCGAAAUCAACAUCUUCGAUUGAGCGAAAUAAGUCAAAAAGCAUUUAUAAAGUAGAUAAUAGAAAUAAAAUUAUUAAGAAAGUAGAGACAACACUUUCAUUAAAUAUUGCAGCUCGUCUAACUGAUAGCAAUAGUCAAUCUUUAAAUUACAUAAAUGCCAAUGCAACUAUAGUUAACCCAUUGCGGAGUAAUUUUGAUAAUUCUCUUUCUAUCCAGCCCGACAAGAAUCGAAACAUGGAAGAAAAUAAUGAAAUUGGUUUAACAAAUUUAUUCGAUCCAUCUUCCUCUAGUUAAUUAAAUAACUUGCAUUUUUUAAAAUGAAUAUUAUGUAUUGUGAAUGUUAAAUUCAAUGAA
This is a messenger RNA of Gordionus sp. m RMFG-2023, 4183 nucleotides long. RefSeq lists its product as uncharacterized. The record is from RefSeq and is a predicted model, not a curated record. Bases 2 to 4123 code for a protein of 1373 amino acids. The transcript has 10 exons. Lineage: Eukaryota; Metazoa; Nematomorpha; Gordioida; Chordodea; Parachordodidae.